Molecule: messenger RNA, 1434 nt
Organism: Larimichthys crocea (large yellow croaker)
Lineage: Eukaryota; Metazoa; Chordata; Actinopteri; Sciaenidae
Gene: cnmd
Product: chondromodulin
Exons: 7
Coding region: 37-1074 (345 amino acids)
Biological process (GO): negative regulation of endothelial cell proliferation; negative regulation of angiogenesis
Source: RefSeq, a predicted model, not a curated record
GCCAACAGUAUUAGUGGGGGAAUUAUAGAGGACAUCAUGAAAGAGACUAUGGAAAAAGUCCAAAAUACCACUCAUGGAUCUGGCUGUUUUGAACACUGCACACCUCUGGAACAAAUCACGCCAACCUCUGCGGCAGUCAGUCGCCUCCUGAGGUUUGGAGCUGUGGCUCUUAUUGUUGGUGCGGUGUUAAUGUUGUGUGCAUCCAUGGCUGCUCUCUACCUGUGGAAAGUCAGCGAUAAAAAUGUUUAUAACGUUCGUUACAGUAUGAACAUCAAUGGCGAGGUGAGGAAGGGUUCCGUGGAAAUUGAUUCUGACAACAACCUGGAGCGAUUUAAAACUGGGAGUGGAGCUGAAGAGGCUGUGGAGAUUCAUGACUUUCAAAUUGGAAUAACCGGAAUCCGCUUCGUCGGAGGAGACAAGUGCUAUAUAAAAUCCCAAAUCAAAGCCAACCUUCCUCUCAUGGGAGCUCACAACAAAGAGUCGCUGAUGUUUGACCUGACAGAUGAAAUCAUGCCAGUGAGGUUUGACGAGGAGUUCCUCAUAUGGGUUGCUGGGGAACAGCCCCUGAAGGACACCAGCUUUCUGAGCGACAAAAUUCUGGGUCUUUGCGGGGAACUUCCAAUUUACUGGCUCCAGCCUAUCUAUCCUAAAGAUGGGGAGAGGAGAAAGAGAGACACACAGCGAGCCAAACGGCAGUUCAACAUGGAGGAGUUCGAGGCAGCUGCUGCUGCUGGGGAGAGGGACCCGGUGAGUCACGCCGAGGAUGACACCUCCAGAGUGGCGGAGGAAGAGGAGGGAGCACAGUCUACUGCGGGGUCAGCGUACAACCCUGAAAACCCGUAUCAUCGCAGCGGCGGGGCCGGAGAGGAAGGUGCCAUGACCUUUGACACCAUGUUAGACCACCAGGGGAUCUGCUGCUCGGAGUGCCAACGGAGCUACACCCACUGUCAGAGAAUAUGUGAGCCCCUGCGUGGUUACUGGCCCUGGCCUUACAACUACAGAGGAUGCCAGGUAGCUUGCAGAGUCAUUAUGCCCUGUCGCUGGUGGGUGGCACGCAUUUUAGGUGUUGUGUAAGAAAACUAUGCUAUGCCCAUAAAGAAAAGACCCUACAAGAACUCUAUUAUUCAUGCAGAUAUUUAUUUUCUAACUCUGACUAUAAAUACUAGCAGAAAGGUGCGCCUGUCAGCACGCAAUGCAGAUCGUGAUGUGUGAUUAUCUGUACUGUAUAACCUAUAAUAAUUAUGACGGAUGUUCAUCCAGGCAUAAUGUUUGACAUUUAAACAUGUAUCCGUACACAUACGGUAAAAACUGGAAUAUAUAAAUGGCAUGUUCCUAUUUGCAGCAACAGAUUCACAAAUGAGCAUGUUCAUUUUCUUUUUUUGCAUCAUGUAAUAAUACAAAGGCUUAAUGCACUGUACUGUGUUUAAUGGAAGG